CCUCUCUCUACACUGGCAGCUGUGAGAACCCCGAGGAUCCAUACAGUGUGGUCUUCCACCCGGUAGUAGCUGAUGCCAGGGUCCACUUCCCCCCCUCACGUCAAACGCUUUGAGGUCUAUAUGUUUUCCUUCGCCGAGGAUGCGGUUGAGCCGAGUGGCCAGGUCUUUGUCCAUUGUGAUGUGGUCAUCUGUGACGCCAGUAGUCCCUCUGGCGGCCCCUGUAGUGGACAAUGUGUGAAUCAGGACAACCCGAAAAGAGGUCAACGACAUGUCAAAGACUUCUCUGAGGAGCGUCAUUUAUAUGUUUCUUCUGGAUACAUUCUUUGGGUGUAAUGUCUUGUCAAAUAAAGUGUUCUAUAUAAAACAA
This is a messenger RNA of Oncorhynchus gorbuscha (pink salmon), 367 nucleotides long. RefSeq names its product zona pellucida sperm-binding protein 2-like. The record is from RefSeq and is a predicted model, not a curated record. The coding region runs from base 73 to 333 and encodes 86 amino acids. NCBI's taxonomy places the organism in Eukaryota, Metazoa, Chordata, Actinopteri, Salmoniformes, Salmonidae. The transcript is spliced from 3 exons.